Chironomus riparius is the source of this 1504-nucleotide messenger RNA. NCBI's taxonomy places the organism in Eukaryota, Metazoa, Arthropoda, Insecta, Diptera, Chironomidae. The record is from the annotation of a GenBank genome assembly.
GCAAGUCGCAAAUAUUGUAAUCGGAAAUAUUUAAUAGUUUUUUUUUGUAAAAGCAGUUCACAUAUUACUAAUUCAAAAUAUUGAAGAGAAUUAAAUCAGAAUGGAUGAAAAAUUUGUGUUGAAAGCCAGGAAGGAAUUAAGAGAAGAUGAAAGUAGAAAGAAACAGGCUUUAGAACACUUUCGUGAAUGGAUUAAGAAGCAUCCAUACAUAAAGCAAAUAAGACAAGAUGAUAUCUUCCUUCUGCAAUUUCUACGUACAAAAAAAUAUUCAAUGGAUUUAGCUUUUCAAUCAUUUGAAAAUUACAACCUGGCACAGAAAAAAUAUGCAAAAUGGUUUGACAUAGUAGAAAAAGAUUUUGAUAAAAUGAUGGAUCUCUACCAAAAUGGUUACAUUUAUCCAUUGCGGGAUCGUGACGAAGAAGGCAGGAAAGUAAUUUUUAUACAGUUAAGUAAACUUGAUCCAGAACGAUUCACAUCUGCUGAUGCAAUCAGACUAUCGGCCGUAGUAUCAACAGCAUUAUUGGAAGAAGAAGAAACUCAAAUUGCUGGUACAGCAACGAUUAUAGAUCAUGAAGGAAUGACAAUGAAGCAAACCAGCAUGUUUUCAGUUACUGAUGUUAUUGACUUUGCUGAUUGCAUUAAAAGUUCUGUUGGACGACAUAAGAAACUUUACGUUGUCAAUCUCCCACCAUUUGCAUUAUUUUUAUUAGAAGCAGCACGGUCUAGGUUGAAUGAUAAAUUAAAGAAACGCAUUACAAUUGCUAGAGACAUGGAUGAUUUAAAAAGUCAUUUUGAUCCAUUACUAUUGCCUAAAGAGUACGGAGGACAGUAUUCAGAAGAAGAGCAUAAGGAAUAUUUUGAAAAAUAUUUUAAAACCGUUCGUCCAAAAUUAGAAGAAAUUAAAGCUCGAGUAGUUGAUUGGAAUAAAGUCCCUGGAAUGAAGAAGUCAUCUGAGAGUGUUGGAAGUUUUAGAAAAUUGGAAAUUGAUUAAUUCAGAGAGUUCACGUGGGCCUUAAUAAAUUAUUAUUUUGAGUUAUUAAUGAGUAGUUUAAAAAAGCUUUAAAUUGUGAUGAAAACUUUGGUUUAAAAAUAUUAUUUUUUUUGUAGAAAUGCGAUCAGUUAUUGCCUUUUACAUGUCACUUGUUAUUUUGUCAGUCACAGAUCUGUCAACACAAUUUUCACUUGCUUUGCACUUCUACGCAUUCUUUGAGAUUUUUAAAAUUUCCUGCUUCAAAAUGAAUUAUAUGUUUUAUUAAUAUUGAUUCAUUUUUAAUAUUAAAUGCUUUUAAGUAUUUAAACUAAGUUUAUAUUUUUCCUGUUAAUCUGUUGUUCAUUAUUUUAAUUCGAUUUUCCAUUUAAUAAUACUCCAGAAGCAAGCAUAAUUGUUAAUACCCUAAUUGUCUAAACGUCUUUUAAAACUAAUUUUUUUAAAACUCAAAUAGGUAAAUUGAAAAAAUGUUCUUUAUUUUUAGAAUAUGUAUAAAAAAAUCCUGAAUAAAAAUUA